UGCUCUCUUAAUCUUACAACCGACUUCCUACUAUCUACGUUCAUAAUGAAGCUUUCCUACGUGCUCACUGCUGUACUUGCUGCAGCUCAAGUUCAAGCAACGACUAUAUUUUGCCAGUGUCGCACAUUAAACAAACAUGGCCGUCAAGUGAGUUGGCCAUCCGACACUCGGGAAACGUGUCGUACGCAUGGGGGGGACAUGUAUAACUCAGCAUGGUGCGAGGUCGACAUGCCAAAUGGUAGAUCGUGGGAAUCGUGGUGGUCAGGGUCGUGUGAUAGCUUUGGCCACUGCGAACACAGUCGGCCCAACGUCUGAUCACUAGUAUAUAAGGGAGCAGGUUACCUAUUACAAUUAACGGGAAUGAUAGGCGAGCAAGACACAGCUGCGCCAAUGAGACGGAAUGGCUUCCAUAUCAACCUAAAC
Messenger RNA from Colletotrichum navitas, 423 nucleotides. RefSeq lists its product as uncharacterized. The transcript is spliced from 3 exons. The coding region runs from base 46 to 315 and encodes 89 amino acids. Lineage: Eukaryota; Fungi; Ascomycota; Sordariomycetes; Glomerellales; Glomerellaceae. The record is from RefSeq and is a predicted model, not a curated record.